CAAGGCACAUGCCCCCGACCGGAAUCAAACCUGGGACCCUUCAGUCCUCAGGCCGACGCUCUAUCCACUGAGCCAAACCAGUCAGGGCUGCCUUUUCUUUUCAAACCCAGAAAUUUUAAAUUGAGUAUAUACAGUUAAAAAAUCAUUCGUAUUGGGAGUAGUAUUUUAGCAGGGGCUUGAAAGGAAGGGAAAAACCUGCCAUUAUUGGAAACUGCAGGAAGGCAGAUCCUUGAUACGUAGUGGCAGAAAGCCUAAAGCUUGGCGACACUAUGAAAGGUGCCUAGUGAUCUGCAUGACCUAACUAAGGAGGUUUCCAAGCAAAGUGUUGAAGGUGCCGUGUAGUUCCUUCUUGCUUCUAGUAAAUGCAAAACUAGAGAGAGUAAUCAAGAGGAAAAGACUGUUAAACAAAAAGAAACUAGGACCUGAUGGUUUGAAAAUUCUUCGCCUCUGGAGAGGCAAAAGAUGCUAAAAUUAAGAAUGGCUUUUGAAGGAAGUUCAGAUUCAUUAUGAGUUUUCUUAGGAUCAGGUACCUCUCUUUCUUAUCUGGUUGCAAAAUUAUGUUUAUAUGUUGAUUGUUAUUUGAUGUUCACAUUGAAUUGAACCCAGGAUUGUACCUUUUAUUUCUGCCUCAAUCCUGGAUUGUAAGCUAUUUCAGAAAGUCAAGGAACCCUAUUAAGGAAGCCUCAGUCUAUCCUGCUAUAUGCUGUAGAGUAGGUGUUUCCUUCAACAGAAAGUAAAUGUCCUAUGUGUGUGAAAUUAACACCUCACUUGACAAAUGAGGAAAUCUGAAAUAACUAGGUAGUAGUACAGCAGGAAAGAACCCAGAUUUCUUUUGAAAUAUUUCUAUUGAUUUCAGAGAGAAGGGAGAGGGAAAGAGAGAGAGAAACAUAAGUGAUGAGAGAGAAUCACUGAUUGGCUGUCUUCUGGACACCCUCUUCUAGGGAUCGAGCCCGCAUCCCGGGCAUGUACCCUGACCAGGAAUCUAACCGAUCAAUCACUGAGCCUGCCAGCCGGGCAAACCCAGCAUUCUUAAUGUCCAACCCAAGGAAUAUUCUUUUUAUUAGAGUAGUCUGCUUGAUAUAAACCUGAGUGAUCAUCAUUAUUAUCUGAGGUGCUUUAAAAAGUAUUCUUGUAGCUCUCAGAAUUUUUGAAGAAGAUGAUAAGUUAUGUUAGGAAGCCACUGAACCUUGGCCACUUUGCCAUUCAUUUAUUUUUUAAUUGUAUGAGUAAAUCAUGUUUAAUAGAAUUUUCCAUUUGGGAUUAUAUUGCUAAUUGUAUUUAAUACCUUCAUGUUUAUUCAUAACGAAGAGAAAGAAGGGAGGGGAGACAGAAGGGUGACAAAGGGGAAAGAAGGGAGGAGGGUGUAUGUGUGUGUGGUGUGUGUUUAAUUUUCCAAGGGAUGGUGGACGCCAACCUUUUAUAUUGACCAGGGGAGAAAUGACUACUUUUAAUAACUAGAUUGCAGUUUUGGUUAUGUCUGAUGAGAAGAUGUUAAAGUGACGUCAUGUGGCUCACAUCAACAAAAGUUUUAUGAAAUGAUUUAAAACAGCAAAGGCCAGAAGAAAUAUUGGGUUUCUUUUGUAAAGAACUUUGCACACUACAGAGAGCAAACUGUUGAUGAGAUUGGAAUGGUCAAUGGCACCUGCUCUUGUGCUACAGGAAAGUGCCUAUACCAACCAAUCUUACAAUUAAGGCCUAUAACUUCGAUACUGUCCUAUUUUGGAAUUACCCAAUCAUGGCGCAGAAGCCUGUUUUUACCGUACAGGUAAAAGUCUAUGGGGAGGAUGAAUGGCUUGAUGCCUGCAAUACCUCUCAUCAUCACUGUAACAUCUUUUCCAUGAUUAAGCUUCCAGACGUUUCUCUCUGGGCCAGAGUUAAAGCGAGGCUUGGACAAGAAGAAUCAGCCUAUGCAGUGUCAGAAGAAUUUAUUUUGUGCCAACAGGGGAAAGUUGGACCACCAAAUCUGCAUAUCAGUCACAAGGAAGACCAAAUCAUUAUUAAUAUAUUUCAUCCUUUAAUUAUGGUAAAUGGAACAGUGCUAGGAACCAUUUAUGGAGACGAAACUUGUUACACAUUCAUGUACAAGGUGCAUGAGAGAAUAAAUGGAAGUCUGAUGAUAGAUAGAAUUUUUGGAGAGAAUGAAGAUGAUUGUGAUGAGACUCAGUGCAACUUUAGUAUUCCAGUGUCCUCACUGAAUUCUGAGUACUGUAUUUCAGCAGAAGGAAUCUCAAAUUUAAGAUCCUUUAAAACUGAAAUGUCCAAAGAACUUUGUAUUACCAUUUCUGACAGUAAGAGCAUAAAAGAUUCUGUUUGGAUUCCAGUUGUUGCUGCUCUCCUACUCUUUCUAGUACUUAUCCUGGUAGUUGUAUGUUGGAACUUUAAGAAGAUAAAUCCAUUUAAGAGAGAAAGCAUCAUGUUACCCAAGUCCUUGGUAUCUGUGGUAAAAAAUGCCUCUUCAGAGGCAAAAGCUGAAUCAAAAUAUAUAUCACCCAUCAUCUAUGAACCAAUUGUCCCUGAAAAUGAGAAAGUGAUCUGGGAAGAGCAGUUGUCUUCAGCAGUAAUUUCCAGUAUGCAGACUGAGGACCAUCCAGGAAAAGUAGAACACGGAGAUCUUUCUAGUGGAACACAAGUAGGGACCACAGAAGAAAAUACUCCUGACAUGGCCCCUGGUAGCCCUUUGACCCUCGUAAGGAGAGGGGAUUCUGUCCAUUCAGGCAGUAACCAGUCUGAACCCUGCAUCGUUGCUUUAAACUGUUAUCACUCCAGAAAUGGUUCUGAUAGUGGCCUUGUGGAAUCGGGCAUCAUCUUAUCUGACUCAGAAUCUCCUCCAAGUAACAAAAGUGGAAUGAAGACAGAAGAACCAGAGCCCAUAACGCUGAGAAACACUACUACCUCCUUUGGUUACGAUAAGCCCCAUGUGCUAGUGGAUCUGCCUGUGGAUGAAGGUGUUAAAGAGUCCCUGAUUGGUUAUAGAGUCACAGCAGAUUCUAAAGAGUUUUCAUAAUGUGCCAACUUGAAGGAUCUGCUUAUCCUGAACAGUUUUUCUGCUUUGAUUUCAUGAAAAGAUCAUGAUUUCAGAAAUGGUGUCUUUUUUAUAUUAACCAAAUGGAAUACCUUGGUUUAGGUAACAGUGUAAAGAGUCUGGCACUGUCACAUUUGGUCUGAAAACUGCAAAGACUGAAAAAACAAACUGUGUCUCCCUUCUUAGGGGACACAGUUGUUGCAUGUGAACUUUUCCAUUUACAUAGGCUCUGAGAAACAGUCAAUACUCUCUAUUAACCCUGCUUCCUGUGACAGUAAGUGAUUUCCCAGGGUCCUUUUUUUUUUUUUUAAGUU
This is a messenger RNA of Myotis myotis, 3336 nucleotides long. RefSeq names its product interferon gamma receptor 1 (gene IFNGR1). Gene Ontology annotation, biological process: type II interferon-mediated signaling pathway. The coding region runs from base 1736 to 3004 and encodes 422 amino acids. The transcript has 7 exons. Gene Ontology annotation, cellular component: membrane. Gene Ontology annotation, molecular function: cytokine receptor activity; cytokine binding. NCBI's taxonomy places the organism in Eukaryota, Metazoa, Chordata, Mammalia, Chiroptera, Vespertilionidae. The record is from RefSeq and is a predicted model, not a curated record.